AUGGUCGUCUUCAGCAAGGUCACCACCACCGUCCUGGGCCUUUCGGCCGUCGCCUCCGCCGUGCCUAUGGUCCCUACUCUCAAGGGCUUCACUGUGAACCAGAUAGCGCACAAGGUCUCCGAGCGCAGCAUCAACCUUCCUGCUGUCUAUGCCCACGCGUUGCGGAAGUACGGGGCCAUUGUGCCUACUCACGUCCAUGCCGCUGCGUAUUCCGGCAGCGCUGUCACCACCCCUGAGGAAAACGACACUGAGUACCUCACCCCCGUGGAUGUCGGUGGCACCGUUCUUAACCUGGACAUUGACACUGGUUCUGCUGACCUCUGGGUUUUCUCCUCUGAGCUCCCCGCUUCCGAGCAGAGCGGCCACAGCGUUUACAACCCCAAGGACAACUCCACCAAGAUGCCUGGUUACACUUGGAAGAUCUCCUAUGGCGACGGCAGCAACGCCAGCGGUAACGUCUACCGUGACACCGUGACUGUCGGCAGCGUCGUUGCUCGACACCAAGCUGUUGAGGCUGCGCAGCAGAUCAGCUCGCAGUUCCAGCAGGACAGGAACAACGAUGGGCUGCUGGGUCUGGCAUUCAGUUCCAUCAACACUGUCUCCCCCUUGCCCCAAAAGACCUUCUUUGACACUGUCAAGUCCCAGCUCGACUCUCCUCUCUUCGCAGUGACUCUGAAGCAUAACGCCCCUGGCACCUAUGACUUUGGACACAUCGACCGCAAGAAGUACAGCGGCUCACUCACCUACACCGACGUCGACAGCUCCGACGGCUUCUGGAAGUUUUCCGCUACCGCAGGCUCCACCAAGUUCGAUGCUAUUGCAGACACCGGCACCACCCUCGUCCUCAUCGACACCGCCAUCGCAAACUCCUACUACAGCAAAGUCACCGGCGCCCAGAACUCCCAAUCCUACGGCGGCUGGGUCUUCCCCUGCUCGACCUCCCUGCCCUCCUUCACCAUCACCAUUGGAGACUACGACGCCGUCAUCCCCAGCGAAUACAUCAACUAUGCCCCCGUGACAACCGGCUCCUCGACCUGCUUCGGCGGCAUCCAGAACAACCAGGGCCUCGACUUUUCGAUCCUCGGCGACGUCUUCCUGAAGAGCCAGUACGUCGUGUUCGACUCCGAGGGGCCCCGGCUUGGAUUUGCGGCUCAGGCGUAA
Messenger RNA from Aspergillus ochraceoroseus IBT 24754, 1161 nucleotides. RefSeq names its product pepsin-like aspartic protease. The record is from RefSeq and is a predicted model, not a curated record. The transcript is spliced from 4 exons. Lineage: Eukaryota; Fungi; Ascomycota; Eurotiomycetes; Eurotiales; Aspergillaceae. Gene Ontology annotation, biological process: proteolysis. Gene Ontology annotation, molecular function: aspartic-type endopeptidase activity. Bases 1 to 1161 code for a protein of 386 amino acids.